This is a messenger RNA of Fusarium graminearum PH-1, 756 nucleotides long. RefSeq lists its product as uncharacterized. The coding region runs from base 1 to 756 and encodes 251 amino acids. The record is from RefSeq and is a predicted model, not a curated record. NCBI's taxonomy places the organism in Eukaryota, Fungi, Ascomycota, Sordariomycetes, Hypocreales, Nectriaceae. The transcript is spliced from 2 exons.
AUGAAUCUCAAGAAGAUGAAGAUGACGAUGGAAGUGAAGCGGGUUCAGAAGAUCUUUCCAGAAGAGAGCCAAACAGCUCCACCAGAAGGAUGGCAGAACCUCACACCUGAAGCACUAUCAAUCUUGGACAAAUCCGAAUACGUUCUCGAUCUCAUCCGUCACAUCCCCUACUUCAAACAGUCCUUCUGGUCAAUCGGCUUCCUCUACAAGUCCCAACUAUGCGAUAUCCCCGAAUACUCUCUCAAGGACUUUGAGGAAGAGAUGUGGUGGGCAGAAGACUAUGAAUUCGUUUCCACGAGAGGUGAAGAAGAUGGAAGACACUUUAUCCGCCUUGCCGAAGGACGAGAAAGCGGUGGCCGCAUGGUAUGGCUGAAUGCCAAGGAUGGUGAGAUUAUCGACUGCGAUAUAAGAGGCGAUCCAGAAGAUCCGGUGGAUAUUCAGGUUUAUUUCAACAGUCUCAAGGAGAGAUAUCGAAAGUUGGAGUUGUUUCCAGGUCCUCCUAGCAUUGUUACUCAAGAGUAUGAGGAAGUGCCAGAGGACGAUGAUACGAUCACUGAGCAGGAGUUUCUGGAACAAGGACCAGGGAUCUCCGUUUACGAGAAUGCCAAUUUUGCUAGGAAGCUUUAUCGUAGGUUUGGAUGGCCUGAUGCCUUUCAAAGGGACGAGUGCUGGAAGGAGGUCGGGAGAUUACAGGAUGAGAUGAACGACAUGGAUGACAGUAUCUGGGAAGGGACUCCUGUGUACGGUCGACAUUGA